AUGGUGGUCGCGGAUUUGAAGAGUGUGAGCGCGGGCUUCCUCAAGCCGGCGCUCAAAGACCUCAUCUCCUGCGAGCUGAAGGGUUGGGGCAGCAGCAUGUCGCCGCAGUCCAUCCCAGCCGCGCUGGGGCCGUCGCCAUCAGGGUCCACCCCCAGCGAGAGCGACCCCCCCAGCCCCCGGGACCUGCCUGGUAUCCCCUCAGCGGACACGCACGCAGACUCGGGUCCCCCAAAUGGCUCGGCAGCCGAGCCUGGGGUGCCCGACACCCUCGGGAAGCCCCCUGCAGCCCCUGCAGCCCCUGCCCUGGGCACCAGCGGCGAGGCAGAGCUGCUGGCACUGCUGCAGCGCCUGGCGGCCCUGGACUCCGAGGGCUGGUUCCAGGCCCCCGUCAGCGACAUCCAGGCCCCAGGCUACUCCUCCAUCAUCCGGCACCCCAUGUGCAUCCAGGCCAUGCGCGCCAAGGUGGCGGCGCACGCCUAUACCUGUUGGGGCGACUUUGUGCGCGACUUUGAGCUGCUGUGCAGCAACGCCAUGCGCUACAACCAGAAGCGCUCCCGCAUCCACAAGCAGGCCCUGAUCAUGCUGCGGGCGGGCAAGAAGCUCCUGAUGGAGCACAGCAGCCUGAGCCUGGACCUGGCCUCACCCCUGAGCCUGGACCUGGGCCUGAUGCCCAGGGGCUUGCUUCCCGCUGUUUUGGAGGGAAGCUUCCCGGCCCUGCUCCCGCUGCCCCACCCCUCGCCCACGCUGAGCGACUACGAGGCAACUGACCUGGAGGACGAGGGCCUGCCUCGACAGGGGCUCGGGGCGGUGCAAGCGGCGGAGGGCCCCGGGGUCGCGGCGAUCGCGAAUCCGGGAGGGGCCGCAGGGCCUGCACCAUUCGCGCCCGCGGCGACGUUCCUGCCCUGGGCCACCCUUUUUUCCUUGCGCACUGCGCCGCGGUGA
Auxenochlorella protothecoides is the source of this 942-nucleotide messenger RNA. Its product is annotated as Bromodomain-containing protein 9. Lineage: Eukaryota; Viridiplantae; Chlorophyta; Trebouxiophyceae; Chlorellales; Chlorellaceae. The transcript is spliced from 4 exons. Gene Ontology annotation, molecular function: protein binding. The record is from RefSeq and is a predicted model, not a curated record. Bases 1 to 942 code for a protein of 313 amino acids.